This is a messenger RNA of Hemibagrus wyckioides, 1419 nucleotides long. Its product is annotated as galectin-3. Gene Ontology annotation, molecular function: IgE binding; laminin binding; carbohydrate binding. The record is from RefSeq and is a predicted model, not a curated record. Lineage: Eukaryota; Metazoa; Chordata; Actinopteri; Siluriformes; Bagridae. Gene Ontology annotation, cellular component: immunological synapse; nucleus. Gene Ontology annotation, biological process: positive regulation of calcium ion import; macrophage chemotaxis; neutrophil chemotaxis. The transcript has 5 exons. Bases 96 to 1019 code for a protein of 307 amino acids.
CUUGUGUAUCUGUAGUUAUGGCAGAUUUCUUACACGUUCUUCCAGAGAUCUUUUGCAUUUGUGUAGUCUGCUUUGCACUUUAACGGCUUCCAGAUAUGAUGAACUGCCCAUCACCUGGACCCCAGGGAAACAGUACAUGGCCUUCCCAGAGCACUCAGCAACCUGGGGCCCCAGUGUGGCCCAGUCAACCAUACCAACCUUGCUGGCCCUACCAGCCCAACCAGGCUAACUGGCCUGGGAUGCAGCCCACUGUACCUAGCUGGCCAGCAUACCAGCCAGCACCACCAAAUCAGCCAGUUUGGCCUUCACCCACUGGACCUAGCCAACCAAUACCACCAAGUCAACCCAUCUCACCAAGCCAACCAAUGCCACCAAGUCAACCAAACCAGCCAAUACCACCUAGUCAACUAAUUCCACCAAGUCAUCCAAGCCAGCCAUUGCCACCAAGCCAGCCAUUGCCACCAAGCUGGCCUUCACAACUCCCUAACCCCACUCCACCAUCAUGGCAUGGAAACCCUGGGCAGCCAGGAUGGCCUAAUCAGGGACCGACUGGAGUUCAGCAACAUGUAUGGCCACCUGCCCCACCCACGGGGCCUGUGUCUGUGCCUUUCAACAUGAAUUUUCCCCGAGGCAUCUAUGAUAAGCUGAUGCUUACAAUCAAAGGACAAGUGAAGCCUGAUGCAAAGAUGUUUACUGUUAAUUUCCUGCGUGGUAACGACAUCGCCAUGCAUAUCAACCCACGCUUCAAUGAGGGUGGAAAGCAGGUCCUUGUUCGCAACCACAAGCUGGGGGAUCAAUGGGGACCAGAGGAGAGAACUCUCCAAGCACCGUUUCCCUUUGUGGCAGGACAACACUUUGAGAUGAAGAUCCUCUGUACAAUCAAUGAAUUCAAAGUGGCAGUCAAUAACACACCUGUAUUUGACUUCAAGCACCGCAUCAGAGAGGUGAACCAGAUUGACCGUAUCAACAUCCUGCAUGAUGUAAAUCUUAUAUCUGUCAAUGUGGACACUCUUCCCUGAGACAGUUACUGCUACCUUACUCCAGCUACAUUGCCUGUGCAUAAUGUUCAAGAACUCCAGCAUAGUAUCUGUGCCUUAACAUACUGUUAAUCCAUUUAUGUUGCAAUGUAAAUAUUUCACAAUGGACACUAUGCAAGUCUUCCCAUUCACACAAUGUUUUGCAAAAAAGUUCCUAAUUUGAUGACCUUGCUCAAACAGACACACAACUUCUUCCUUAAUAUGGUACAUAGUGAUGUAAAGCCUUAUAUGUUAUUGAGAUAAUCUAUAAAAUGAGUGAUUUAUUUAUGAUCAUUAAGAAAUUGUAACAACCUGAUAAUUGUUGGUUGGUUAAUGAAGAUGAUAUGAGCAAAGAAAAAAUGUUUAAUCACUCCUCAUUUUAUUUUAAGAACAUCAUGUGAAA